AUGAAGGCAACAUACCAAAUUAUAAUAGUAUAUUCGACCAAGCUGCAAACUCCUUUUCUCUUACAUUAUGAGCGAGGCCAUCUCAACCCUGAUUCCAAGCCUCGACGUUAUCGUUUACCAAAGAAGCAGGAAAGAAUUAUCUUAGUGCGUUCAUUGCUGAAUUGGUUUUGUAUGUGA
Messenger RNA from Plasmopara halstedii, 177 nucleotides. RefSeq lists its product as uncharacterized. The transcript is spliced from 2 exons. The record is from RefSeq and is a predicted model, not a curated record. NCBI's taxonomy places the organism in Eukaryota, Oomycota, Peronosporomycetes, Peronosporales, Peronosporaceae. The coding region runs from base 1 to 177 and encodes 58 amino acids.